AUGUCCAGCAUUAGUACUGGGGUGCUCUCAGCUGACCCUGCAGCUGAUAAGAUACACAAGAAAUCCUUCCACCGAAGGAACGAUUCAGGUGAGCUCGAUGUGUUUGAAGCUGCAAGGUACUUCUCUGGAUACAAUGAAGCUCCCAGCAGCCAUAACAACAACAACACCAACAGCACGUCGACGUUUUCGCAGAGGAUGAUGAAAGAAGACAGAUCAUGGAGAGGAGGCAGAAUUAGCCUUGACAUUCCUAUUAGACACAUGCUUCAUCAUCCUCAACAGCACCCUCAUCAUCAUCACCAUCAUCAUCAUGUGGUGGUGGAAAAGCAAAACGUCAAAGACAAGAAAUACAAGCAGCCGAGCUCUCCAGGUGGGAGACUAGCUAGCUUCUUGAAUUCUUUGUUCAACCAAUCAGCAUCUAAGAAGAAGAAGUCAAAAUCCAGUACCACGCAGUCCAUGAAAGACCAUCAUGAGGAGGAGAGUCCUGGUGGAAGGAGGAGAAGGAGGAGCAGCAUUAGUCAUUUUCGAAGCUCGAGCACCGCAGAUGUCAAGUCCAUAUAUUCUUCAUCAAGUUCAGGUUUCAGAACACCUCCUCCUUACAAUUAUGGACAAACAGCAGCCUCAAAGAGCUGCAAAGACUUGAGAAGCUAUUCAGAUCACAAGCAGCAAAACCUGCAGCAGCAGGUGGUGUCUUUGUCAAAGUACAAUACUAAUGGACAAGUAAAAUCCACAGCAGCCUUGCAAUAUGAGGAGGUGGUCCUGGAUGACAAGAAAUCAAACAGAGAACUGUCUUGGUUGGAUCACGAGAGAUUCAAAUACAGUAAUGGGUUGUCAGAGAAGUACAAGAUUAGUUCAGAUCAGGAUCACAAGGGGUUGCUCAAAAGGCUCAGUGAGGUUGUUGAUGAUGAUGAUUAUGAUGAAGGUGCAGAUAGUGAUUCAAGCUCUGAUCUUUUUGAGUUGCAGAACUAUGACUUGGGUUGUUACUCAAGCGGCUUGCCUGUGUAUGAAACUACAAAUGUGGAGAACAUCAAGAUCAGAUCAUCAGGAACACCAAUUUCCAAUGCCUCAUCCUGA
Messenger RNA from Prunus armeniaca (apricot), 1071 nucleotides. The record is from the annotation of a GenBank genome assembly. NCBI's taxonomy places the organism in Eukaryota, Viridiplantae, Streptophyta, Magnoliopsida, Rosales, Rosaceae.